CACCUGCUUUUACCUCUUAUUUAUCUCACUGCAUUUUCUGACCUGUUUUAGCUUUGAAGUUAAACUACAGAGGACCAUCAUCAUGACUCCAGUUUUCCUUGUCUUGCUCUUGAUGACGGCUGUUCCUCUGAAUGCAGCAAAAAAUGAAGAUCAGAGCAACGAGUCUCUAGAUGUCUCUGAAAUCAUCGAAAAGGCCAAUGAAGACAUAUCUGAAAUCCUGAUUCAUGGUGACAUUGCACCUUCUUUAACCAAGAAUGCAGUCCCGUGCACAGCCACUGGCUGCAAAUGGCCUAAAAGUGGACGCUACGUUUACGUGCCCGUCUUCAUCUCCUCUGCAUACACCCCCAGCGAGCGAGACAUCAUCAUUAAAGGCCUCGUGUCCUUCCACAGCUCCACCUGCAUUCGUUUUGUCUGGUGGAAGCCAGAGAAUCGCGAUUACCUCUACUUCAUGUCUAAAACCGGGUGCUGGUCCCACCUGGGCCGUCAGAACGGGGGCCAGAUAGUCUCCCUGCAGAAAGGUGGUUGUGUGUACCACAAAACAGUGCAACAUGAGAUUCUUCACGCUCUGGGCUUCCACCAUGAGCAGGUCCGCUCUGACAGAGAUCAAUACGUCCAGAUCCUCAACGAGAACAUUCAGGAAGGAAAAGAACACAACUUUAGGAAGGAGCAGACCAACAACUUGGAGACUUCUUAUGACUUCACCUCUGUCAUGCACUACAGCAGAAAUGCCUUCUCCAAAAACGGGCAGCCCACCAUUGUGGCCAAGUCCAAUGCUAACCUUAUCUUUGGAUAUGCUAGCGAGAUGAGUGCCAAUGACAUUGCCCGUGUCAACAAGCUGUAUGGCUGCUGGUAAAAGAUUAAGUUUUAAAGACGGCAAGAAACAGCCAGAAUCCAGAUGCUUUGGCUCGGCCUGUUGUCCUGUAAAAAUAUUGGAAACAUAAAUGUAAUAUAGAGAUCUGAAGUUCAUUUAUAUUUGGAAAGUUAUAUUCACUAGUUUUUUACAAUUGUGUGUGAUGUUGUUUUAAUUUAAUAUUUAAUCUAUUUGAUAAUUUCCUGGAAAUGCAAAUGAAUGUCUUUGUGUUGUGACUAUUUCUACUUUUGUUAUUAAUGUCAGUGCUUGUAAAUGGUUUAUUGUGCCUCUUUAAAGCAGUCUGCAGAUAGAUGCGUUCUAAAAUAAAAGUAGCUGUUAGCCCUUUAUUUAAGUCAUUAACGUAACACAAUUUCUAACUAAAAUCAUCCCUGAAAUAAUGUCAACAUAUUUAAUUGUCUAAGGUUUGGUCAUUUUAGUCUUGCUUUUUAUACUUGUCAUAUAUUCUGUGACUUUGUAUUCAUUUUUGCAGUGAAAAAUAAACAUGUACACCUACAGGUGUAAAAA
Molecule: messenger RNA, 1375 nt
Organism: Oreochromis aureus
Lineage: Eukaryota; Metazoa; Chordata; Actinopteri; Cichliformes; Cichlidae
Product: high choriolytic enzyme 1-like
Exons: 9
Coding region: 83-853 (256 amino acids)
Biological process (GO): proteolysis
Molecular function (GO): metalloendopeptidase activity; zinc ion binding
Source: RefSeq, a predicted model, not a curated record